GCGUGCGCGUGCGAGCGAGUGCGUGCGCGUGAACGUGCAGUAGGAGGAUCUGUCUCGGAGAUCCACACCCGCGAAUCGGACGGAGCAUCAUUGAGUGGACUACAGGAGAUUGUGGAUCUUGUAAAAGGAAGACAUGAUAUGAAAUAUCAGUCUAGACCGUGGGAUUUUUUUGGUGGGGGGGGCUUCAUGUGUGGAGAAGGAGCGGGAAUGGAGCGUCGAGGCAGCGCGUGAGAGCUGAUAUCAUUUAUGCUAUUUUAACAGGCAGUCGGGGCAAUUGAGCCAUUAGGAUGGCAUGUUAUCAUUUUCUCUGAUGAAUACAAGUCCGUGCUAAUUUAUUUUCAUUGGAGAUAUGAGCUUGAAUUUGUACGUAAUGUUUUAUUCAUGAAAAGAAAAUCUAUGGUGACACAGCUAGUAGCUAGAAAUAUUUUCUCUUUGUCUUAAAAAUUAUUGUCAUUGUGUGACUGGUUAAAAAAAAAAAAAACACCAGCCAUGUCAAAGAAUAAGAGCAGUGAGUCUGUUAAGGUGCUUGUUCGAUGCCGACCUUUGAACCGAAAAGAGGAGUCCAAUGGCCCUUCAGGGGGCAUUGUGCAGAUGGACCUGCGACUGGGACAGGUGAUCCUCAGGAAUCCUCGAGCUUCACACAGUGAACCCCAAAAAACAUUUACAUUCGAUGCUGUUUACGAUGCCAAUUCCAAACAACGAGAUCUAUACGAUGAGAGUGUUCGGCCACUCAUCGAUUCUGUGCUAGCCGGAUUCAAUGGUACAAUUUUUGCUUAUGGACAGACCGGUACCGGGAAGACGUACACCAUGCAGGGGAUGUGGUUGGACCCUGAGAAACGUGGUGUGAUACCCAACGCCUUUGACCACAUCUUUACGCACAUCUCACGCUCGCAGUCUGAUAAGCAGUACCUUGUCCGGGCAUCAUACCUCGAGAUUUAUCGUGAGGAGAUACGGGAUCUCCUUGAUCCCAAUCAUGCUAACGCCCGGGGACUGGAGCUCAGAGAGAGUCCAGAUACUGGAGUCUAUGUCCCGGACCUCACAUCUUGUGUCUGCAAGAGCAUCAAGGAGAUCGAGGAGGUGAUGAACAUGGGAAACCAAGCAAGGGCCGUAGCGGCUACAGACAUGAACGAAUAUUCGUCCAGGUCUCAUGCCUUGUUCCUGAUCACUGUGGAGUGUGGCCAGCCAGGUCCAGAUGGGAGGAAGCACAUCCGAGUUGGCCGCCUCAACCUGGUGGAUCUGGCCGGCAGUGAGCGGCAGGCCAAGACAGGCGUACAGGGGGAACGCCUGAAGGAGGCGGCUAAGAUAAAUCUUUCUCUUUCCGCACUAGGGAACGUGAUAUCUGCGCUAGCGGACGGGCGCAGCGGCCACGUGCCGUACCGGGACUCAAAACUGACUCGUCUUUUGCAGGACUCUCUAGGCGGGAAUGCCAAGACUGUCAUGGUCGCCACUUUAGGCCCUGCCCCCCAGCACUACGACGAAACCCUCACUACCCUUCGCUAUGCCAACCGAGCCAAGAACAUCCAGAAUCAGCCCAGAGUCAACGAGGACCCCAAAGACGCUCUCCUUCGAGAGUUUCAGAGGGAGAUCGCUCGGCUUAGGGCCCAGCUCAACCACAGGAAGUGGAGGAGCAAGCAGAAGAAGGAGCAGUUUGAUGACGAAGGCUCAGAUCAAGAUGUGGGUGAAGAUGCAGAGUGUGAGGAGGAGGAGGUGGAGAAGGAGGCAAAGGAGUAUGUGGAGCAAGAGGAGCAACGUUUGGAGAGGGAGAAGGAGGCCAUCAGAGGAGAUCGAUCCCUCUUGGCUGAUGAGAAGCAGAGGCUUCUUGGCGAGAAAGAGAGGAUGAUGGGGGAUCUUCGAAAGGAGCAGGAAGCCACAGAGCAACUGACUGCCAAGUACAAGGCAAUGGAGAGCAAGUUGCUGGUCGGCGGAAAGAACAUCAUAGAUCACACAAAUGAGCAGCAGAAGAUGCUCGAAGUGAAAAGGCAGGAGAUUGCGGAACAGUCACGCAAUGAGAGGGAGAUGCAGCAGCAGAUGUUGAUCCAGGAUGAUGAGACUCUGGAGCUGAGGGAAACGUUUACUUCUCUGCAGCAAGAGGUUGAGGCCAAAACCAAGAAGCUCAAGAAGCUGUACGCCAAGCUCCAGUGUAUCAAAGCGGAGAUCCAGGAUGUAAAUGACGAGCACGUGAGGAGCCGCCAGGAGCUAGAGCAAACGCAGAACGAACUCACGAGAGAACUCAAGUUCAAGUAUUUGAUCAUCGAGAACUUUAUCCCUCCAGAGGAGAAAAAUAAGAUCAUGAGCAGAAUGACUUUUGAUCCCGAAGAGGAUCAGUGGAAGUUCCAGCCGCUCGUUCCCGCUCAGAGUAAACCCUUACAGAUGAAGAAAAGGCCAACAUCUGCAGUGGGGUAUAAGCGACCAAUCAGCCAAUAUGCCAGGGUUGCCAUAACGAUGGGGGCUAAUAACAGGUUCAGGGCUGAGAACAUCAUGUUUCUGGAGCUGGACAUGAACCCUCCAAACACCGCCUCACUGGGUCACUUAAAAGAUGCAGAGUGGAACUUCAGCUUCUCUGUGGACAACUCUCCUACCAACCACAGAGGCAUUCACAAAUCUCGCUCUUGGUGUCAAAGCCAAAAGUCUCUCACUUCUUCCCCUUCUAAUGUUUCCCUGUCGGCAUGUAACACCGCCAUGCCUGCAUCGGCGCAGUGAAAUGUUGAAGCUUUAGCAAUGUGUGUUUUUAUUGUUAUUUAUUUUCCUGCAAAAUUUGGUGCUGGGACAUACAACAACACCUCUUUAGUAACAGAAGAAAUGGUCGCAGGAAAUUGAAGGACUUGACAGAGCUCAUUAAAAAGAAAAACUGAACCUUUGUUGCAUGUGAGCGAGCAAAGAGUGUUAUAAUAUCUGUGUGGGUGUGCGGAUGCUUGUGUCACCAAAGUGGCUUCUAUCCUGUAUUUAAUAUCAGUGUACAUAUUUCAUGUAUUUGUGUCUAUAAGGGUUACACUGAAAUGUCAUUAUGCAUUCCCUCAAAGAAGUAUUGUCCAUGUGUCCUUGUUGUUUCACAGUAGAAAAUAUUUAUGUGCCGUGUCAUUGGUCAAUUACAAAAAUUGCUAUGUGUAAUAUAAAAGAAAAUAUGCCUUAAGAUCAAAUUUUAAAAAAGUAUAACGAGUCAUGUACAUUUUCACAGGCUAAUUGAGGCUGGCAUGUGACAAAUAAUUUCUUUUGAGGUAUCUAUUUCAGUUCAAGUUAUUGUACGGAAACAGAACUAUGAACGUUGAUUUAUCGUCUCUCAAAGCAUUCAUCCGUUCAGCGCUUGUCCUCAUUAGGGUCUCGCGUGAGCUACAGUUUACCCCGCUGACUUUGGGAGAGAGGAUGGGGACAUCCCAGCCCAGUACAGGGUCAUAUAGACACACACUCACACACGCAAACCAUUCAACCCACAAGCACAAGAAGAACAUAUACUGGCCUCUUGGUGAAAGGGAAGCAAAAUGGAAUGUGCUGGCUGCAACCUACAUCGGUACUGUUAAUGCACUCUCAAUUAGUUUGCAAGAACAAUGACGUAAGCGAUAUUGUACUCCUUCAGGCAGUAUUAUUCUUUUCAGCAUAAUAGUGGCUUGACAAUAUGAGUUACAGGCAUUCAGGAAGGAAAACCUGAUAAAAUAUAUGAAAAGGAUGUUAUAUACAUAUAUCAUUAUUUACAAAAAAAUUGAAUGACAAUAACUUCAGUUUGAAAAAGAGGUCUUGUAAUUUUGCUCAAUCAGUAAAUUCCCUAAUCGGGAUUCCAGAAAAACAAAAAGACAUUACAGACAAAUAUAUACUGUACUUUGGGUAUGGUAAUGUGAUAUUUCCACCGUUUUGAGUUAUUUGCAGAUGUGUGGGGUGAUCUCAAUCGGAGCACCUCAUUGACCCACUUUUCCUCCAGAAUGAAAUGCUUAGAGGCUUCACCCAAAUGUUCACAUCUGUGUCAUUCAAUGACGGUUCCAUGCAAUUUACCUUUAGAUAAAUGGAAAUAAAAAUGUUGCUAUGGAGUGAUGUGGAAUGCAAGUGGAUUUUGCACAUAAUGCAUUAACGCUGUGCAAAUGAAUGAAAUUGCAUUUGAAAUGUAUGAGGCACUAUUACGUAAAAGUAUUAGUCAGGGUAGAUUUUCAAUGUCGUCAACUGUACAUUAAUGAAGCAUUUUACUGUCUGCUGUUCAUUUGUUCAAAUUCAUGCUUCAUUAAAAGGAAAUUAUUUACAUUAUAGCGUUGAAGGUAACGGCAGGGUGAAUGUGAUUGAGGGGAAAAAAUGAUGAUAAUGUUAAUAGUUGUCUUCGUACAUUGGCUCUGUGUACAAACCUUGUUAUACAUGUGUCAGUUAAGUCACCGUUCUCUGUCGUCCUUGUUUAACGUUGCGGGACUGUGAGAGGGCUGAGGGUGUGGAGGAGGAAGGAAGUGAUAUGCCGAUGGGGGAAAAAAUAGUGGAGGGGGGGAGGGAUGGAAGCAGUCAGCCAAAGACAAUCAGGAAGUGAGGAACGACUGUGGAGGAGGUGGAAAACGGAGCCAGUCUCCAUGGUAACCUGCCAGUGGAGGAAUGGAGAGUGGAGUAGGGGGAGUGGUCUCCUUUCUGUCAUGGUUGUAAAAUAGCAAAAACCAGUACUCCUGAGCUCAUCUGUCUUGGUUUAAAAAAAUAAUUAAAAAAAGAACUGAAUAAAACACUGACACAAGCAUUCAGCAGACCUAUAUU
This is a messenger RNA of Syngnathoides biaculeatus (alligator pipefish), 4710 nucleotides long. RefSeq names its product kinesin-like protein KIF3C. Gene Ontology annotation, biological process: microtubule-based movement. Lineage: Eukaryota; Metazoa; Chordata; Actinopteri; Syngnathiformes; Syngnathidae. The coding region runs from base 490 to 2700 and encodes 736 amino acids. The transcript has 8 exons. The record is from RefSeq and is a predicted model, not a curated record. Gene Ontology annotation, molecular function: microtubule binding; microtubule motor activity; ATP binding.